GUCCCCCAGAGCCAGCAGGAAUCCGUCCGGAUCCAUGACUCGGGGAGGGCGGUGGACCGACUGAGAACGCUCCGCAGGCUGCGGGAACUUCCCCUUCCAGCUCAGGAAGGGGGUGUUCAGGUGGGGGACGUCACGGACAGGCGCUACUCGCAUGCAGCCCCGCGCCCGGCCUGAGCGCCCGCCUCUCCUGGGAAGGUGACCGCACGGGCGCUGAAUGCAAAACCCCUCUCCGGCGCGAUCCGCAGCGCUCGCCUGAAGCCGCCCUCGCCUGCUUCCAGCUAGCUCCGGCGGGGUUUCCGUCGGAGGAGACGCGCACGGGAUCCCGCGGGAGUGGCGCGCACGGACGGACGGCCUCCGUCCGCGGCAAGCCCGCAGCCCCCAAUGCAAGAGGUGCGCCCUGGCGCAUGUGACGUGCUGAUCCUGUACGCGAGAGAUGCGGACGACUGGUGCCAGUACCUGGAGAGCCUGCUCUGCUUGGGCCGGGACGUCCAGAGCUGCUGCCUGGAGGGUGGAGCGGCCGUCCUGGCCGGGGCCCUGCAGCGCUUCCGGGGCAGCGGGUGCGUCGUCCUCCUGCUCUCCACCGAGCUGGUGCAGCACUUCCGUGUCCCCGCCGUCCGCCAGAGCCUGCAGGACGUCCUCCAGCCACCGCAGAAGGUGGUGAAGCUGUUCUGUGGCGUGGAAGAGUGGGAGGACUACCGGCACUUCUUCAGGGACUGGCCCCGCUGGAAGCCGCUGACCUGCGACGACGACCCGGAGGCCUACGUGAAUGCCGUCGUGAGCGCUAUUUCGGAAGGAGACUCUGGCUGUGACUCCGUGACGGACGCCGAAGGGGAUGAUGACCGGGGCCAGCAGGGCCUGCCGUGCACGCCGGCGAUGAGCCUGCCAUGCCGGACCUCGGAGGGCACCCCGGGAGCCCUGGCCGUGGUGCUGCCCGACCGCAUUCGCUGCGGGGUGCAGACAGUCGUUUACGUCAUCCUGAAAUGCAAGUUGGAUAGCCAAGUAAAAGUGGAAGUGGAAUUUUCCUCGGAGGGUCGCCAGCCAGUGCGAGUACCAGCCAAGAUGGAGAACGAAUAUGCCGUCUCCGUCUGCGCACCUGAGUUGCCCCCUGGAGUCGUGGGCCUGCGGCUCUUCUCUGGGGACUUAGCAACCGCUGAAGCGAGCGUCCGGUAUUACACUGACAUGGAAGAAAUCGGCCACCUGCUGGCUGCAGCGGCAAAUCCGGUGGAGUUCAUGUGCCAGGCAUUUAAAAUAGUGCCUCGCGACACCGAAGUGCUGGACAAAAUCCUGACCGAGUCCCUGAAGAAGAACCUCCCAGCCUGCGGCUUGCACCUCUUCGGGAUCAACCAGCUGGAGGAGGAGGACAUAAGCAGUCAGAGGGACGAAGAGCUGCCGACUCUGCUGCACUUUGCUGCAAAAUACGGGCUAAAGAACCUCACCGCCCUGCUGCUGACGUGCCCAGGAGCCCUGCAGGCCUACAGCGUGGCCAACAGGCAUGGCUGCUACCCCAACAACCUGGCCGAGAAGCACGGCUUCAAGGAUCUCCGGCAGUUCAUUGAUGAAUACGUGGAGACGGCAGACAUGCUGAAGAGCCACAUAAAGGAGGAGCUGAUGCAGGGCGACGAGGACGGCUCCGGCUACGAGUCCAUGGCGCACCGUUCCACCGAUCUGCUCAUGAAGUGCUCCCUGAACCCCGGCUGCGACGAGGAACUCUACGAGUCGAUGGCCAGCUUGAUCCCCGGUGCCACGGAGGACCUGUACGUGGAGAUGCUUCGGUCGGAUGACAGCGGCCCCUGCGCACGGACAACAAAGACCUAUAUGAUGCGCAAGUUCUUAGAAGGCGUACCUGUGGAUGUGCCGGAGCCCAAGGAGGGUGAGGACAAGGCGCUCUACCACACUGUGGAGCACGACAGCUUCCCCCAUGAAAUCGUCAACAGGCCGCCAGUUCCUGUGCCGAGACCCGAUGUCCCCUCGAAGGAGCAGGACAAAGAAUCUUACAUUUACAAAGUAUUUGCAAGUAAAAAUCAAGAAAGACCUGGGAACCUCUAUGUGUCUGCAAGAAACAUUCAGAAAGAGCCAGGAGACCCUGGUCCGAGCCAGACCCAAAGCAGCAUAUACGACCCGUUUGCCGGGAUGAAAACCCCAGGCCAAAGACAGCUGAUCACGCUGCAGGAGCAGGUGAAGCUGGGCAUGCUCACGGUGGAUGAAGCCGUCCUCUGCUUCAAGGAGUGGCAGCUAAACCAGAAGAAGAGAUCGGAGUCAUUCCGCUUCCAGCAGGAAAACCUGAAAAAAUUGCGUGACAGCAUCACUCGACGACAACUUGAGAAGCAAAAGGCUGGCAAACACGCAGACCUGCAGAUCACGGUGCCUGUGGGACAUUUGCAGAACGCUCCCAAGAAGCCGGAGUUUGGCAUUUAUGAGUUUGGUCCCCGGAAAAGCCUCAUCCCUCCCAGCAAGGAGAUACAGCGAGGGGACUGGAGAACGGAGAGCACGUCGAGCACCACCAGUAGUUCCAGCAACCGGUCCAGCACACGGAGCCUGUUGAGCAUCAGCAGUGGGGUGGAUGGAGACAACGAGGAUAACGAGAUGCCCGAAACAAAGAGACCCUUUGGCAGCCCGGCACAGCCAGUGGACAGACAGUCCCCCGUGCAGUCUGGGCGGCCUCCGCGAAUCCCCCCGCGCGGCGCCAGCAGACCUUUGAGCAGUGAGAACGUCCACCCUCCACCGGUGCCCCCCAGAGGUCGCGAAAUGCCACACUGAAUCUUCAGAAUGGUGAAAACAGAUGUGGGAUCACAUUGCCUCUACAAUUAAGGCGGACUUGCCAGUGGUGAUUGCAAAAGUCACUUCAGUAUAAGACUUUUCCUCAACCCACUCAAAUGAAGAAUUUUGGCACAGGUUUCCUUCACAGCUCAGUCGAAGCUUGGGGGAGAAGCUGCUGCAGACCUCUGAAAGGCUGCAUUUUCAGGACAUGAGCUGGUGUCAGCACGGGAAGGACACGCUGAGCUCACUGGGAGGUGUUUGAUUGGGCUGUUCUAAUCACACCAGUCCAAAGGUAUCGCGAGUUUUCAACGAUCUUUCAACAUCAAAAUCUCUGCAAGUUGAACUUUUCCUCUGUUUAUCUGCAAAUGAGGUAGUCAGCUGUGGGGUACACUGGAGCAAUUCCUUUGAGAUCGUCCCAAAUGCUACUGAUUUUAUGAUGAUUCUGUAUGUCAGACUAACCAGCUGCUGGGUAAUGUUGUUUUUCAGAUAAUGUAACAGUAAAGAAACACCCUGCAGUGUUUUCCCAUGUAA
Molecule: messenger RNA, 3288 nt
Organism: Varanus komodoensis (Komodo dragon)
Lineage: Eukaryota; Metazoa; Chordata; Lepidosauria; Squamata; Varanidae
Gene: PIK3AP1
Product: phosphoinositide-3-kinase adaptor protein 1
Exons: 17
Coding region: 382-2757 (791 amino acids)
Biological process (GO): signal transduction
Cellular component (GO): cytosol
Molecular function (GO): signaling receptor binding; phosphatidylinositol 3-kinase regulatory subunit binding
Source: RefSeq, a predicted model, not a curated record